AUGACCUCUAGCAGUAUCAGUUCGGUUUGUGUGUACUGUGGAUCGAGUUUUGGCAGCGAUGAAAAGUAUGCGAAACAAGCGGCCAAAUUAGGGGAACUGUUUCACAAGCUGGGAUGGAGAUUGGUCUACGGCGGUGGCACGACGGGUUUGAUGGGCACUAUUGCGUCGUCUGCAAUGGGGCCAAAGGUGGACGGAAAGGUUCUAGGUGUCAUACCAGAUGCGCUCGUGUCCAAGGAGAGAGAGCCAGUGAGCGAGGAGGAAUGGAACGCGAAGUUGAAGGAAUCGGUUGAUAACCAUCAGGGCGCAACGCCAAUAUCAUCAAAAUAUGGCGAGACUUGUAUUGUCCCAGACAUGCACACGAGAAAGAGGAAAAUGGCGGACGAAAGUGACGCCUAUGUCGCGAUGCCAGGUGGCUACGGAACGCUGGAAGAGAUAAUGGAGUGUAUCACCUGGUCCCAAUUGGGCAUCCAUGACAAGCCGAUCGUUCUCUUUAAUAUUGACGGAUUUUACGACAGCUUACUGAGCUUCAUAAAUCACAGUAUUGAGCAAGGCUUCAUCAGUAAGAAGAACGGUGAAAUUAUUCAGGUUGCCCAUACGCCACAAGAAGUUGUGGAAAAGAUUUCGAACUACAUCGUUCCUGAAGGCAGAUUCAACUUAGCAUGGAAAGACGAGUGCGAUAAGGGUCAUUGA
Messenger RNA from Zygotorulaspora mrakii, 690 nucleotides. It is a transcript of the gene LOG1, whose product is annotated as Log1p. NCBI's taxonomy places the organism in Eukaryota, Fungi, Ascomycota, Saccharomycetes, Saccharomycetales, Saccharomycetaceae. Gene Ontology annotation, cellular component: cytosol. The record is from RefSeq and is a predicted model, not a curated record. Bases 1 to 690 code for a protein of 229 amino acids. Gene Ontology annotation, molecular function: hydrolase activity, hydrolyzing N-glycosyl compounds. The transcript has a single exon. Gene Ontology annotation, biological process: cytokinin biosynthetic process.